GAGUCCUCGAAGUGAACUUCACUAACUUAAGGAGCAAACAAACCACGAGAAGAAGAGUUAGGUGAAACAAAAAAACCCAAAAGCAAUGGCCCCUUCACUCGCCGCCGUUAAUCGAGAUCUCGCCGCCGCAUCUCCGGAUAACUCUCCGGCGGCGAAAGGACGUGCUUCGGUCUACAGCGAAGUCCAGUCGAGCCGGAUCAACAACGCCCUUCCUCUGCCUUCUGUGCUCAAAGGAGCAUUCAAAAUCGUCGAAGGUCCCGCUAGCUCCGCCGCCGGGAACCCAGAUGAGAUUGCGAAGUUGUUUCCUGGUCUGUAUGGUCAGCCGUCUGUAUCAGCUGUUCCAGAUCAGAGUGCAGCUUUGUCGGGAGAGAAGCUGAAGAUCGGUGUUGUUCUGUCUGGAGGGCAGGCGCCUGGUGGACACAAUGUGAUCUCUGGAUUGUUCGAUUACUUGCAGGAGCGUGCGAAAGGAAGCACCUUUUACGGGUUCAAGGGUGGUCCAGCUGGUAUCAUGAAAUGCAAAUAUGUUGAGUUGAAUGCUGAAUACAUUCUUCCUUACAGGAACCAGGGUGGUUUUGACAUGAUCUGCAGUGGAAGAGACAAGAUUGAAACGCCUGAGCAGUUUAAACAAGCUGAAGAAACAGCAAAGAAGCUAGAUUUGGAUGGAUUGGUGGUUAUCGGUGGAGAUGACUCCAACACCAAUGCUUGCCUCCUUGCUGAAAACUUCAGGAGUAAGAACUUGAAGACCCGAGUCAUUGGGUGCCCAAAGACCAUUGAUGGUGACUUGAAAUGCAAGGAGGUUCCUACUAGUUUUGGGUUUGAUACAGCUUGCAAGAUUUACUCUGAAAUGAUUGGAAAUGUCAUGAUUGAUGCAAGGUCAACUGGAAAGUACUAUCAUUUUGUAAGGCUUAUGGGUCGUGCUGCUUCCCACAUUACGCUUGAGUGUGCUUUACAAACUCACCCAAACAUAACCAUUAUUGGAGAGGAGGUGUCUGCUCAGAAGCAGACUUUGAAGAACGUCACGGAUUACAUGGUUGAUGUUAUCUGCAAGCGUGCUGACCUUGGUUACAACUACGGUGUUAUUCUGAUUCCAGAAGGUCUGAUCGACUUUAUUCCCGAGGUUCAGGAGCUGAUCGCAGAACUGAAUGAAAUUCUGGCAAAUGAGGUGGUUGAUGAAAGUGGAGAGUGGAAGAAGAAGCUCACCGAGCAAUCCCUGAAGCUGUUUGAUCUUCUGCCUGAAGCGAUUCAGGAACAGCUGAUGCUCGAGAGAGACCCACACGGAAAUGUCCAGGUGGCCAAGAUUGAGACUGAGAAGAUGCUCAUUCAAAUGGUUGAAACUGAAUUGGAGAAAAGAAAGGAAGCUGGUUCAUACAAGGGACAAUUCAUGGGCCAGUCUCAUUUCUUCGGGUAUGAAGGAAGGUGCGGUUUGCCUACAAACUUUGAUGCCACCUACUGUUAUGCACUUGGUUAUGGUGCUGGAGUGCUUCUCAACAGUGGGAAAACCGGACUGAUUUCUUCGGUGGGGAACUUGGCUGCUCCUGUGGAAGAAUGGACUGUAGGUGGAACUGCUCUCACAGCUUUAAUGGAUGUGGAGAGGAGACACGGUAAGUUCAAGCCUGUGAUCAAGAAAGCAAUGGUGGAACUUGAAGGUGCACCGUUUAAGAAAUUCGCAUCGCUGCGCGAGGAAUGGGCUUUGAAGAACCGAUACAUCAGCCCUGGUCCAAUCCAAUUCACGGGACCUGGUUCAGAUGCUCUCAGCCACACUCUACUUCUUGAACUCGGGGCUCAAUGAUCUCUCGAGUAACCAACCGGCUUUCCUUUCAUUCUACAUCUCGAUUUUCUGCUUUCCUUGGGAUUUCACGUUUGGUCUUCUCUUUUUUCUUUUAUCUUGAAACCUAUAUGUCUCCAUCUUACCGUUAAGCAUUCAUCACUCUAAAUGUUUUUUUUUUUGUUGUGUUUUUCUACAUAUAAUAUAAUAUAUUAUAAUAUGGAGCCUACAUCUAA
This is a messenger RNA of Raphanus sativus (radish), 2001 nucleotides long. RefSeq names its product pyrophosphate--fructose 6-phosphate 1-phosphotransferase subunit beta 1. NCBI's taxonomy places the organism in Eukaryota, Viridiplantae, Streptophyta, Magnoliopsida, Brassicales, Brassicaceae. Gene Ontology annotation, biological process: fructose 6-phosphate metabolic process; response to glucose; glycolytic process. Gene Ontology annotation, molecular function: ATP binding; 6-phosphofructokinase activity; diphosphate-fructose-6-phosphate 1-phosphotransferase activity. The record is from RefSeq and is a predicted model, not a curated record. Gene Ontology annotation, cellular component: cytosol. The transcript has 16 exons. The coding region runs from base 86 to 1789 and encodes 567 amino acids.